Messenger RNA from Cladophialophora immunda, 4115 nucleotides. RefSeq lists its product as uncharacterized. Gene Ontology annotation, biological process: cell motility. The coding region runs from base 177 to 4115 and encodes 1312 amino acids. The transcript has 3 exons. Gene Ontology annotation, molecular function: catalytic activity. NCBI's taxonomy places the organism in Eukaryota, Fungi, Ascomycota, Eurotiomycetes, Chaetothyriales, Herpotrichiellaceae. The record is from RefSeq and is a predicted model, not a curated record.
GUCUGUCACUCGCCAUGGCUGAAACGAAUUCCUCCAUGACCGUCGACCCCGUUUGAGUUCACCGCCGGGUAACCCUUAUCGUUGCUCGAGACUGAGUGCGGUUCUCCAGUCGCCAUCUGUUCUCUCUUCCCUCUCCUCUUUCGAGUCCAGCUCCGGUUCGAACUAGGGUUCCCGCCAUGUCCUACCCACAGCGCCCGGAAGACGACGGGCUCGCGUACGGAGACGACUAUUCCCAAUCUCGUGGAAGCGGUGGACAGGAUGGAACUGAUCGAUCGCUGCUUGGAGACACUUUCAAAAAGUUCAAAUCCGAGCUGGACAAGUACAAGUCGAGUUCUUCCUCGUCCCAAAAUUAUGGCUACUCCGCCUCCGGCGCUGGCUCCAAUCAGCAGUAUUACGGGCAGCAAGGUCCCAAUACUGGAUAUCCUCAGAUAGGCCAAUCUGCUUACCCGGGAGGCCCGCCUACGCAACAAUCCCAAGGUCGACCUGAUCUCGCGUCCAAACUGUUUGGUGGAUUACAAAACACUCUCCAGAACAUCGGCUCAGACGUCACAAAUCUGCUGGGCCCAGGAAAUCGGCCUCCUUCGCAAUAUGGGCCGCCACCGCCAGGACAGACUGGUUAUGCCGGGUAUGCUAAUGUGCCCGGUCCGCCAGGCAUCCCCUCGGCCCCAAAUCGCUACGACAGCUUUGCUUCAGAGAAACCAGGCAACGACGUCAAGUGGUACGUUGACGGGUGUGGCUACUUCUGGGCGGUGAGUCAAGCGCUCGAAGGAGCAAAACACUCGAUCUGGAUAUUGGAUUGGUGGCUGUCACCCGAGCUGUAUCUCCGCCGGCCACCCUCUCAGAACGAACAAUGGAGACUGGAUCGAACGCUGCAACGGGCAGCACAACGCGGCGUCAAAGUCAAAGUGAUCGUAUACAAAGAGGUGACCCAAGCUUUGACUCUUUCCUCGGCACAUACGAAACACGAACUCGAGAAACUGCAUCCUAAUAUUGCGGUCUUUCGUCACCCGGACCAUCUACCAGAUGCUCAAACUGCUCAGUCGUCCUUGGUAUCUUCUCUUCAAGCUCUGAAGCUCGAUGCUGCGGGAAUUUCUAAGCUUGGUGCGGAUACGCUCAAGGGAAUAUAUGGCGUGACGGACGACGUCAUCCUGUACUGGGCACAUCAUGAGAAGCUGUGCUUGAUUGACGACAGGAUUGCGUUUAUGGGCGGCUUGGAUCUCUGUUUUGGGAGAUGGGAUACAAAUCAGCAUUCAAUCGCUGAUGCACAUCCUUCCAACAUCAACGAUAUCGUCUUUCCCGGUCAAGACUACAACAACGCCAGGGUCAUGGACUUCAGCGACGUUGCACAACCGUUCCAGAACAAACUUGACAGGACCAAGAACUCGAGGAUGGGAUGGUCCGACAUUGGCAUUUGCCUGCAAGGAUCUUGCGUCCAGGACCUUCGUCACCACUUCGUCGAUAGAUGGAACUUCAUCUUCGACGAGAAAUACAACGUCCGCAAGGAUCAACGGUACUACAGGCUCCUGGACGAUUUCCCUCACCCACCGACUGGCCCAGGCCAGCGACCCCAAUCGCGCCCACAGUCACAAGGCCACCUUCAGCCUCCUGCGCCGGUUGGUGGAUAUGCACCACCCCCAGGCAGUCAACCCUACACGGAACCGGCGUGGCAUACAACCAGCCGGCCGCACACGCCGGUCGCCGGCCAAUACCAGGGUCAAGCAGGAACAGAUACUGGCGCAUAUGGCGCUCCAGCAACCCCUUCUGUCCCGGGCGCUCAGAUUCACUCGCAACAUCCUGAAGCCCAGUAUGGUCAAACUGCGGCCUCCUUGGAUCAAGCAACCCCGGCCCAAGCACCAAUGCCGGCUCCGCCUCAGACCUCUGCAACUGCCUAUGGCCAAGUCCCUCCACCUCCACCACAAGCUCCCAUCCAGACUUCUGCCGGAGUCUACGGCCAAGCUUCUGCGCCUCCACCACAAGCUCCCAUCCACACUUCUGCCGGAGUCUACGGCCAAGCUUCUGCGCCUCCACCACAGGCUCCUCAUCCACCUUCUUCUGAUUCUUACGGUCAAGUGUACAGCCCUCCGCCACAUGCAACUCCCCAACCUGCCACAAGCGCUUACAGUCAAGCCUCCAGCCCUCCGCCGCAGGUAGCCCCAGUCCAGCAACCAGUGAGCACCGGGAGUAGCUAUCAACAACCCCCAGCCCAGACAUUCCAGCAGAGCUUUCCUCCUCCGCCUCCUGGGCCACCUCCCCAAACAUCAGCGGCCCCGGCACAGAGUUAUCCGGGAUAUCCCCCGCCCCCGAGCGCAAACCCUCCGUACGCGCCCUACCAUCAAGGACCGACGGAACUUUCGACGCAGCAAUCACCUCCUCAAUCGUACCAGCAUCAAAAUUAUCAAGCUUAUCAACCGGCCGAUGCAGGGCAAGCUCGUGGUUUCGACGAAUAUGGUCAAGAGUCUAGCAGGGGCUUUGAUGAUUAUGGACCCGGAGGCGAAUCCGAAAGAGGCCUCCGGGGAAGAUAUGACCAGUACAAAACGGAGGGGAAACUGUUGGGCCAGCAACUUUCAUCUAUUGGCAAUGCUGUCUCAGGUGGCCUUGGGGACAAAGCGCACCAACUUCAAGGCAAAUACUUUGGGGGUACGGACUCCUAUGGGCGCCCGUAUGCUCAGCCACGACCGGUUAUGACCUGUCAGGUUCUUCGGAGCUGCACAACGUGGAGCAACGGAACUCCCCUCGAGCAUUCUAUCCAGAACGCGUACAUCGAUGUGAUUCGGAACAGUCAGCACUUCGUCUACAUCGAGAAUCAAUUCUUCAUCACAGCCACCGGCGAUCAACAGAAACCUGUCACAAACUUGAUCGGUCAGGCUAUUGUUGAACGGAUCCUUCGGGCGGCUCGAAACAACGAAAAGUAUAAAAUCAUUGUGGUCAUCCCGGCAGUGCCAGCAUUUGCGGGGGACCUCCGGGACGAUUCUUCACUGGCCACCCGAGCGAUCAUGGAGUUCCAGUACAACAGCAUUAACCGCGGUGGACACAGCAUCAUGGAGAAGAUAGCGCAGGCAGGCUUCAAUCCCAUGGAUUAUAUUCGAUUCUACAACCUCCGGAAUUACGAUCGAAUCAACUGCAGCAAUUUCAUGCAGCAAGUCGAACAGCACAGUGGAGUGAGAUACGAAGAUGCCCGGAAACAACACGAUGACGCUGUCGGAGCCGGCUAUGGGCAGUACGGCGAGAAGACAGGGACCACUCAACUGUCUCAAGCCUCUCAGUACCAGCAAUACCAGACCGCCGCGCAGCAGAUGGCCACUCCUGGGAGCGGCCGGUGGGACAGUGUGGCGGAAUGCUACAUGCUCGGCGGCCAGGACAUACGCACUGUACCCUGGGACGGCCCUCCUGAAGCCGAGUUCGAUGCGUUCGUUAGCGAAGAGCUGUACAUUCAUUCAAAGUGCCUCAUCGCCGACGAUCGAAUUGUCAUUAUAGGAUCUGCCAACCUGAAUGACCGCAGCCAACUAGGAUCACACGACAGUGAGAUCGCCCUGCUGAUCAACGACUCUACGCCCGUCCAGUCGUACAUGAGUGGCCAGCCCUACCAAGCAAGUGGUUUCGCAGCGUCUCUACGCAGACAGCUGGUCCGAAAACACGUCGGACUGAUUCGGCCUCAACACUUCUUCAGACCGGACCCGAAUUUUGACCCAGUCGGGGUGCCCAAUGUGUAUGACUGGGGCUCCCCAGAAGAUAAUGUCGUGGCAGAUCCUCUCAGCGACACUUUCCAGGCACUGUGGAACAGCCGAGCACGGACGAACACCGAAGUCUUCCGACGAGCGUUCCGCGCUGUCCCCGACGACUUUGUGAAUACCUGGGCCGAUUACAAGGAGUUUUAUGAGUACUUCUAUCGGCACUCCGACGCAGAGGCUCAAGGGAAACCAAGCAAAUUGCCGCCACGGGUCGAGUAUGGACAUGUUGUUAGGGCAGAUUUCCCGGGAGGGGUCGGCGAGCUCAAGGAACUCCUGAGUCAAGUCAAGGGCACCCUGGUGGAGAUGCCGUUGUGUUUCCUUCAAAACGAAGACAUUGCUAAGGAAGGGCUGUCUCUAAAUCCGCUGACUGAAGAAGUCUAUACAUGA